Messenger RNA from Camelina sativa (false flax), 441 nucleotides. The record is from RefSeq and is a predicted model, not a curated record. Lineage: Eukaryota; Viridiplantae; Streptophyta; Magnoliopsida; Brassicales; Brassicaceae.
AUGUCUUCAUCUUCUAGUUCGGGGUCGAGCUUCACACGACGUGGAACAGAAAGGGGAAUACCUAGAAAAUGUAGAUGUGGUGUAGCGUUUGUAGUCAAGACUUCAGAAACAAUGAAUAAUCUGGGGAGGCUAUUUCAUUGUUGUUCUUAUGGCUCCAAGGAGAAUAAUGAGCAUUUGUUCAAAUGGACCGAUAUAUCUAUGGUGGAAGAGAUGGAAGAAGUUGAGAGUGUUGUUGGGAAGAUAAAAGUAGAUGUGGAAAGCUUAGCGAAAGGCUUAAAUGCUGUGAAAGCUGAGAUGGAGAGUCUAGCAAUGGAGACACGCACAUGUGAGGCCGUAUGCAAUAGCUACGAAAAUGAAAUCCAAGCCAUCAAAGCUGUUGCACAAGGAUGUGAGAAGGAGAUUGAAGAACUCAAAGCUGUGAUUGCUUGUUGUGAAAAAUAG